Messenger RNA from Bipolaris zeicola 26-R-13, 867 nucleotides. RefSeq lists its product as uncharacterized. The record is from RefSeq and is a predicted model, not a curated record. Gene Ontology annotation, molecular function: ATP binding; protein kinase activity. The coding region runs from base 1 to 867 and encodes 288 amino acids. The transcript has 2 exons. Gene Ontology annotation, biological process: protein phosphorylation. Lineage: Eukaryota; Fungi; Ascomycota; Dothideomycetes; Pleosporales; Pleosporaceae.
AUGGACGAUGGCUUGAUUGAAUAUCCAACUGGAUUUGGGUUAAAGGACAUGGUUGCUUAUGGGAACACUGGCAUGGUCUGCCUUGACGCUGCGUCGGAGACUGUUAUCAAAACCCCGCAUGACGCAACGCAUGCCGACUCCCUUCAGGUGGAAAGGCGCAUCUACGAGCGAUUCGAAGAACGCGGUGGCCAUGAUGGACUUUUGCGAUAUCACGGGCCUUUUGAUAGAUUUGGUAUACGCCUUGAGUACGCACCUGGAUUCAAUCUCUGUUCAACCCUUUCCAAUCGUAUGGACAUUUGUUCUACCCAAAGAUUCCGUUGGGUGCAGCAAAUAACAGAUGCACUUUCUUUUGUACACUCAGUUAAUGUUAUUCAUGGAGACCUUACCUGCAGUAAUGUUUUCUUGACAAAAGAACUAAAUGCUAAGCUAGGAGACUUUGGAGGGUCCUCACUCGACGGAUCCAAUCUGCUGGUUGCAGUGACCGAAAGCCACCGGUACCCGGGAGUGUUAUUAUCAACACAUGCCGACAUUUUUGCUCUCGGUUCCGUGAUCUAUCACAUCAUGACAGGAACCGCUCCAUACCAUGGUCGUUCAGAUGAACAAAUUGACGCUCUAUUUCAAAAAGGCGAGUUUCCCAGCACUACCUCGCUUGGGCCCAUUGGGCAAGUGAUCACGAAGUGCUGGCAGGCAAAGUACGAAAGUGCUGAGGACGUAAGCAAUGAUAUUAAAGCAAUCAUCUCCGAUCGAAAACCCAAUUGGACAAGAACACUACAUCCUUCGUCACCCCCCUUCUUCUUCCUCGCGAUAGUAAUCGUUACGGUUUUUCUUGCUAAGACGUCAGCGCGGUCUAGAUUAGGUUGGAAGUAA